Molecule: messenger RNA, 682 nt
Organism: Hevea brasiliensis (rubber tree)
Lineage: Eukaryota; Viridiplantae; Streptophyta; Magnoliopsida; Malpighiales; Euphorbiaceae
Product: RING-H2 finger protein ATL70-like
Exons: 1
Coding region: 70-597 (175 amino acids)
Source: RefSeq, a predicted model, not a curated record
UACAACCUCAAUCUCUCCUCCUUCUUCAUCUUCUAAUUCUAAUCAAGUUCCUAGCGUCCCAACCAGAAGAUGAAUUCCACUACUCCUCCACCAGAGCAAAAUCUUGGACGAUUCCCCAUUAUCUUUGGAGCUUCCAUUGGCUCUCUUUCUCUAAUAGCAAUCAUUCUUCUCACUGUCUACCUCUGCACUCGCAGAAGACCAUCUCUGCCGGACCCUUCUUCCCAUGACGGCGUUUCCGCUUCCUCAGACGAUCAAGACCUCUCCUCCUCUGUCACCAUCAACAUCGAAGCCACUCUUAAUACCUACCCCAAAAUUCUUUUCUCGGAUGCCAAAAAUGAAAAGGGUGAUUCGAGUAUAGCUUCUUCUUGCUCGAUAUGCUUGGCAGAGUAUAGUGAUAGUGAUGUUCUGCGUUUGCUGCCGGACUGUGAUCAUCUCUUCCAUGUGCAAUGCGUCGAUCAGUGGCUGAAGCUACAUCCUACUUGCCCCAUAUGUCGAAACUCAUCGCGUCGUACUCAAAGUAAUCUAACACCUCAAAGUAAUCCUUCGCAAACUACACAACCCUUCUUUGAUCCGUUCUUUGUAAGGUUAAUGUACUAAAAUCAUUUUAGAUCCAAUUUUGUUUUUCUAUUCGAGGUUUUCUAAACUAAAUACGAUAUGUUUGUAAUUAGUAGUCAAUGUUAUC